Molecule: messenger RNA, 1421 nt
Organism: Ipomoea nil (Japanese morning glory)
Lineage: Eukaryota; Viridiplantae; Streptophyta; Magnoliopsida; Solanales; Convolvulaceae
Product: chaperone protein dnaJ 10-like
Exons: 10
Coding region: 175-1146 (323 amino acids)
Source: RefSeq, a predicted model, not a curated record
AAGCAAACAAUAUCAAAUGAAAAAGAAAUCGCAAAAGUUCAUAUAAAUGGCAGCACUAUAAUCGCACCACCGGAAACAUCGAUUUCUUCAAAUCGUUCGCGAAAACAUUGAGUAGAGUGAUUGUGAGAUUGGAAAGUUGGAUAGAUAGUUUGUAUAACUCCCACUGGGGAAGCUAUGGUGAAGGAAACAGAGUACUAUGACAUCUUAGGGGUUAACGUGGAUGCCAGUGCUGCUGAAAUUAAGAAAGCAUACUAUGUCAAGGCAAGGGCAGUACACCCAGACAAAAAUCCUGGGGAUCCAAAAGCUGCUAACAAUUUCCAGGAGCUUGGAGAGGCUUAUCAGGUCCUGAGUGAUCCUGAGAAGCGUGAAGCAUAUGACAAAAAUGGGAAAGAUGGAGUGCAGGAGGAAGCAAUGCUAGACCCUGCAGCUGUUUUUGGAAUGCUAUUUGGAAGUGAUUUCUUUGAAGACUAUGUGGGGCAACUUUUAUUGGCUUCUUUGUCAGUUGUUGAAGCUGAACAGGACUCUACUGAUCCUGAAACCCGAAAUAAGAAAGUUGCAGAAAAGAUGAAGGCAUUGCAGAAGGAAAGGGAAGACAAGCUUGUGAAGAUUCUAAUAGAUCGUCUUCACCCAUUUGUUGAAGGCCAUAUAGAAGAGUUUGUGGAUUGGGCAACAUCAGAAGCAAGUCGUCUAUCUCUAGCUGCUUUUGGUGAGGCUAUGCUACAUACCAUUGGUUACAUUUACACUAGGCAAGCUGCCAGAGAACUUGGGAAGGAUAAGCGCUACAUGAAGGUGCCAUUUUUAGCAGAGUGGGUUCGAGAUAAAGGACACCGUGUUAAGUCACAAGUUAUGGCUGCUUCAGGCGCCGUGAAUUUGCUUCAAAUACAAGAGGAUAUAAAGAAGUCAUGUGAAGGAGAGAAUGCCCAAGAAGCUAUGCUCAAAGCUCUGAAGGAAAAGAGAGAUGUUAUGCUUAACUCCUUAUGGCAGAUUAAUGUUGUUGAUAUUGAGACAACAUUAUCUCGUGUUUGUCAAGCAGUCCUUAGAGACUCCACAGUUUCCAAGGAUGUUAUCAGGCAGCGGGCUAGAGGAAUGAGAAAGCUGGGAGCAAUCUUUCAAGUAGGGUGCAAAGGGAAUUUACAGCAGAGAUAGUAGCUUGCGCCAUGAAGCCUUGAUCACCGUUGAUAGGGGUGCAUCCUCGAACCAAAGAUAAUUUUUUCUUGAUGAGCCAGUUGAUGUUUGGUUUCUGCUUUGCUACUGUAGAGAUAAAAAUGGUUGGUAUCACCUUAAGUGCUUCAUAUAUAUGAUAAUUCUACGGCAAGGCAGACAUCUUCAGUUGUAUGCAGUUUUGUUUGCUUAAUCAUUUGUUUCACAUUCUUAAAUUUUGUAUGAAUGUAUAUUACAGUGUCCAAUUAAAUUUUGAUAAA